GAGUCGGUGUUGACCAAUUCUUUUGAAUUUGGUAGCCAAAUUCAUAGGGUUCUUGCAUCGACCAUAAAAAGGCCAUGAUUUUCGCAUCGCAUUCACACAUAUAAACGUGUUGCCACAUUCAGUUUUGCUCCGCAUCCUUCUUCUUCUACUUUCCUUCGAAGCGGAGCCUGUUUCUUGUUUGUUUCUCUCUCCGUUCAAAUUUCUCUUUUCUGCAACUUCUCUUCUCACCAUGGCCGCCAACAGAUGGUUGAAACCUGAGGUAUACCCACUCUUCGCUGCUGUUGGUGUAGCUGUUGGGAUCUGCGGUAUGCAACUUGUCAGGAAUAUAACCACCAAUCCUGAAGUCAGGGUGACCAAGAGCAACAGAGCUGCAGGAGUUCUUGAUAACUUUGAGGAGGGAGAGAAAUAUUCACAACAUGGUCUGAGGAAGUAUGUUCGUGGGAGGACCCCUCAGAUCAUGCCAUCUGUCAACAACUUUUUCUCUGACCCAUCAAACUAAA
Molecule: messenger RNA, 500 nt
Organism: Vigna unguiculata (cowpea)
Lineage: Eukaryota; Viridiplantae; Streptophyta; Magnoliopsida; Fabales; Fabaceae
Source: RefSeq, a predicted model, not a curated record